AUGGACACAGACACAGGCAUGCACCAAAACCAACACAACAACCAACACAACAACCAACAGUUCAAAAUCCAGCACAACAACCAACAGUUCAAAACACUGCACCACAACCAACAGUUCAAAACACUGCACCACAACCAACAGUUCAAAACACUGCACAGCAACAACCACAAACAGAGCAAGGACAUAAAAGAAGUAGAGAACAAGGAAACCAAGAAUUCUUAA
Molecule: messenger RNA, 222 nt
Organism: Trichomonas vaginalis G3
Lineage: Eukaryota; Parabasalia; Trichomonadida; Trichomonadidae
Product: protein of unknown function, DUF4106 family
Exons: 1
Coding region: 1-222 (73 amino acids)
Source: RefSeq, a predicted model, not a curated record